Striga asiatica is the source of this 1593-nucleotide messenger RNA. Lineage: Eukaryota; Viridiplantae; Streptophyta; Magnoliopsida; Lamiales; Orobanchaceae. The record is from the annotation of a GenBank genome assembly.
AUGGCUGCUUCGUCAUCUUCUCCAUCAUCUCUACACCUCAAAUUCUCCUCUCGCACAUCACCCUCAAAAUUACACCUCCCCUCAAAGUCUUUCAUGGGACUCAAAACACGCCCAAUCACCACGGCUGCCCUGUCAGAAAAAUCACAAAGGACGGCGCCGCCGCCGCUGCCGCCGCCGAAUUCCUCCAAGCUCCCCCUCCGCAAAAUCCCCGGAGACUGUGGUCUCCCCAUCAUCGGUCCCUGGAAGGACCGGCAGGAUUUCUUCUACAACCAGGGCCGGGAAGAAUUCUUCAAAUCCCGAAUAAAAAAAUACAACUCCACCGUCUUCCGCACAAACAUGCCGCCGGGACCCCUCAUCUCCUUCAACCCCAACGUCGUCGUUUUGCUCGACGGUAAAAGCUUCCCGACACUCUUCGACACCGACAAGGUCGAGAAGAGGGAUCUCUUCACCGGCACCUACAUGCCCUCGCCGGAGCUCACCGGCGGCUACCGCACCGUCUCCUUCCUCGACCCCACCGAGCCCAACCACGCCAAGCUGAAGAAGCUCGUCUUCUUCCUCCUCUCCCACCGCCGGGAGCACGUGAUGCCGGAGUUCAGCGCCUGCUACUCGGAGCUCUUCGAGAGCCUGGAGUCAGAUCUGGCGGCCCGCGGGAAGGCCGAUUUUUGCUCCGCCAACGACCAGGCGGCGUUCAAUUUCCUAGCGCGUGCGUUCUACGGCGCGGACCCGCGCGUGGGCAUCCUCGGGUCGGACGGGCCGAAGCUGGUGAGCAAGUGGGUGCUGUUCCACCUCCACCCCCUUCUGAUUUUGGGCCUCCCGCGUCUGAUUGAGGACGGCCUCCUUCACACGUUCCCCCUCCCGCCUUUCCUCGUGAAGAAGGACUACCGGAAACUCUACGAUUUCUUCUACCAGAAUUCCACGGCCGUCCUCGAGCACGCGGAGAAGCUAGGGAUCGGGCGGGAGGAGGCCUGCCACAACUUAGUCUUCACCACGUGCUUCAACUCCUUCGGGGGGAUGAAGAUCCUGUUCCCCAACAUGAUGAAGUGGAUCGGGCGGGCGGGGGCGGGGGUCCACGCGCGCCUGGCGGAGGAGGUCCGGUCGGCGGUCGGGCCCGGGCCUGGGCCCGUCACGAUGGCGGCCAUGGAGGGGAUGCCGCUGGUGAAGUCGGUGGUGUACGAGGCGCUGCGGAUGGAGCCGCCGGUGCCGUCGCAGUACGGGCGGGCGCGGCGGGAUCUAGUGGUGGAGUCGCACGACGCGGCGUACGAGGUGAGGGAAGGGGAGAUGCUGUACGGGUUCCAGCCGUUCGCGACCCGGGACCCUCGGAUCUUCGAGCGGGCGGAGGAGUUUGUGCCAGGGAGGUUCGUGGGGGAGGAAGGGGAGAGGCUGCUGCGGCACGUGGUGUGGUCGAACGGGCCGGAGAGCGGGGCACCGACGGUCGACAACAAGCAGUGCGCGGGGAAGGACUUCGUGGUGCUGGCGGCGAGGAUGCUGGUGGUGGAGCUGUUCCGCCGGUAUGACUCGUUUGAUGUUGAGGUGGCGCCGUCGCCGCUGGGGGCCUCCGUCACGCUCACGUCUUUGAAGCGGGCAAGUUAUUAG